This is a messenger RNA of Trichoderma atroviride IMI 206040, 3437 nucleotides long. The record is from RefSeq and is a predicted model, not a curated record. Lineage: Eukaryota; Fungi; Ascomycota; Sordariomycetes; Hypocreales; Hypocreaceae.
AUGGUUUCUCUCGCUGCUACUGCUGGUCUGGCGGCCACUGGCCUCCUUAAUGGUUACUGGGGACAAUACAGCACCCUAGAGGGCAUUCGAACACACUGUGACAGCGGUGUUGAUUCAAUCACGCUGGGCUUUGUCAACAAUGCCCCCGAUGCCAUCGAUGCCUCUGGUUAUCCUGGUACUAACUUUGGACCCAACUGCUGGGGAGUCUAUCUUGGCGAUAACGAUGUGCCCUCAAACCUGUUGAGCCACUGCACAUCUCUUCAAAACGAUAUCCCCUACUGCAGGGCCAAAGGCGUCAAGGUCAUUCUGAGUAUUGGAGGAGUCUACAACUCGUUGACCUCCAACUAUUAUGUUCCGGAUAAUUCCACUGGUACCGAAUUUGCCACGUUCCUUUACAAUGCUUUUGGUCCCUACAACUCUACCUGGACGGGCCCUCGCCCUUUUGACGCGAGUCCCGACGAUCAUACCUCUGUGGAUGGCUUUGAUUUUGAUAUCGAGGUCAAUUUUCCAAAUGCACCCUAUAUCGAAAUGGUCAAUACGUUCCGUUCUCUUGACUCUUCAUUGAUCAUUACCGCUGCCCCUCAAUGCCCUACUGAUCCUCAGUACUUUUACCUGAAGGACCUGAUCACGCAGGCUGCCUUUGACAAGCUCUUCAUCCAAUUCUACAACAACCCGGCGUGUGAUGCUAUCGCUGGUAACUCCCCCGGCGACAAGUUCAACUAUGACGACUGGGAAACCGUGAUUGCCAACAGCGCCAAGAGCAAGUCGGCUAAGCUGUACAUUGGUCUUCCUGCCAUCCAGGAGCCCAACGAAAGUGGCUACAUUGACCCUAAUGCGCUGAAGAACCUGGUCUGUCAGUACCAGGGCAGAACGCACUUUGGUGGUAUUUCUCUGUGGGAUCUGUCUCGUGGUCUUGUCAACAAUGUCAAUGGAACGUCCUAUAACCAGUGGGCUUUGGAGGCGCUCCAGGCUGGAUGCAACCCCUAUCCUGGCUCCACUACCUCGUCAACCACGGUUGUGAGCACCACUACUUCCAAGGCCUCGUCCACGACUUCCAAGGCAUCCACCACGACUUCUAGCGCAUCGUCAACAACCUCCAAGGCAUCGUCAACAACCUCCAAGGCAUCGUCUACGACCUCCAAGGCAUCGUCUACGACCUCCAAGGCAUCGUCUACGACCUCCAAGGCAUCGUCUACGACCUCCAAGGCAUCGUCUACGACCUCCAAGGCUUCGUCUACGACCUCCAAGGCUUCGUCUACGACUUCUAAGGCCUCAACUACCUCCAAGGCUUCGACUACUUCUAAGGCGAGCUCUACUUCCAAGGCAAGCUCUACUUCCAAGGCAGGCUCUACUUCCAAAGUGAGCACGACUUCCAAAGCGUCUACAACCUCAAAGGCAUCGACCACUUCCAAGGCUUCGACCACUUCCAAGGCGAGCUCUACUUCCAAAGUGAGCACAACUUCCAAGGCGUCUACUACGUCAAAGGCCUCUACAACCUCAAAGGCAUCGACCACUUCCAAGGCGUCGACCACUUCCAAGGCAUCGACCACUUCCAAGGCAUCGACCACUUCCAAGGCAUCGACUACUUCCAAGGCUUCAACUACUUCCAAGGCUUCAACUACUUCUAAGGCAUCAACCACUUCAAAGGCAAGCACUACUUCCAAGGCAUCUACAACUUCGAAGGCAUCCACAACCUCGAAGGCGAGCACUACCUCGAAAGUAAGCACUACUACGACGUCAAAGGCGUCUACUACAUCAAAGGCUAGCACUACUUCGAAAGCGAGCACGACUUCCAAGGCCAGCACCACGUCGAAAGCCAGCACCACAUCUAAGCCAAGCACGACCUUGAAGACAAGCACGACUUCGAAAGCGAGCACAACCUCGAAAGCAAGCACUACUUCGAAAGCGUCUACGACGUCAAAGGCUUCGACUACGUCAAAAGCAAGCAGCACGUCAAAGGCAAGCAGCACGACGAAGGCCAGCACUACAAAGGUGAGCUCCACUUCAAAGGCCAGCGCCACUUCAAAGGCCAGCGUCACCUCCAAAAUAAGCACCACCUCUAAGACGAGUUCCACUUCCAAAGCGAGCUCUACGUCGAAACCGAGCACCUCGUCAAAAGUAAGCACCACGUCAAAAGUAAGCACCACGUCAAAAGCAAGCACUACAUCCAAGGCCUCAACCUCGACCUCGAAGGCCUCGACAAUCUCAAAGCCAAGCACGACGUCUAAGCCCGCUACUUCCACAAAGCCUUCAACUUCCGCAAAGCCUUCAACUUCAACCUCAGCCAAGCCUUCAACUUCAGCAAAGCCCACCUCUUCCAUUACAUCUGCGAGGCCAACAACAUCCUCGGCGUCGGCUUCGAGUCUGCCCCCGUUGUCGAACGUGGACAAAGGCGUGACCACCUCGAGCGCAAUCCCGAGCUCUUCUAGUUCGGUCGUUGUUUUGCAUCCCACAACAACCAACCGAUGGUCUAACUCAUCGAUUGCCUUGACAUCUGCUCGCAACCCUGCCACAACGACUUCUGACUCUGCAUCCGUUUCAUUGACGACAAGUGUUGUAUAUACUACAUCUGUGCACACUGUUACAAAGUGCCCACCCUACGUUGUCAACUGCCCGGCGGGAGGCUACGUAACUACAGAGACGAUUGCACUAUACACCACCGUCUGCCCUGUUAGCGAUGCAACCAAGACUCCCGAGGCUACGGCAACCAAGGAGGGUUCCCAACCUGAGGCAACUAGCAGUCCCGUUGGACUCGGUGGUGCUGGCGACUUCCCACAAGUCACAGCAAUUGGACAGCCUUCCGGACCAGUUGUUGAGGCUGCCGUUCCUACUGGUGCCGCUAGUUCCAGCGGUCUUCAAACGCUUGUCAGGCCCGUCACCUCCGCUGGGGCUCCUCAGGGCUCUUUCGGCGAGAGCAGUGCUUUCUCCAGCUCCCUAAGCCAGCCAACCAUUCCCGUUGGCGCGGGCUCGCCUUACCCUAGCGGUGGCUCUGGCAGCGGCUCUGGCGGCGCAUCGCCCUCUGGAAGCUGGAGCGGCGUUCCCUCUGGACCUUCUUCGAUCCCUAGCAUUCCCGGAGCGAACAGUGCUUCUAUGAUGAGUGCUAGCUUGGUUGGUCUGGCAAUAGUUUUGGCGGUGCAGAUUGUUUUGUAAGGUACAGGCUCAUGGAAGUUUGAGGCCUUUUGGUUUAUGCGUCUUUUAUGGGAGCCAACUUUUCUUCUUUUUACAAAGAUUUGUCAUUCUCUGCCUUGUCCAAUUACAGGCUGGGGAGGCAAUUACUAUUUACUGUCUACUUUUUCUUUUUUAUGUCGAUACGGUCUUGGAUAAAUGUAGGGCUUGCUGUGUACUUUAGCUUAUGACGAUAAUUUUGCAAGCCACUCACGGAGCAUAUCCGGGUUGAAAAUGUUAGUAUAUUAAUAUUCAUUCUGAUGGCUCUAGAG